This is a messenger RNA of Nothoprocta perdicaria, 1288 nucleotides long. Its product is annotated as transmembrane protein 132B-like. NCBI's taxonomy places the organism in Eukaryota, Metazoa, Chordata, Aves, Tinamiformes, Tinamidae. The transcript has 5 exons. The coding region runs from base 60 to 1274 and encodes 404 amino acids. The record is from RefSeq and is a predicted model, not a curated record.
GGGGCGCCGCGCUGCUCCUCGCGCUCCUCUGCGAAGUGGCGGAGAGCCGAGGAGGGAUCAUGGACAGCGUGCAGAGAUUUUCCAACCUGCCAACGUAUCUCCCUGUGAGCUCCCACAUCAGCAAUGCUGAUGUCGUCUUCUUCCUCAAAGAAGCCAACCAGGAUAUCAUGAGGAACUCCAGUUUGCAGACUAGGGUGGAUUCGUUCUUUAUAUACAAAGCCAAACUGCCACCUAUCCUAAAUGCCACGUAUGGACCUUUUUCUGUUGAACAGCCUGUUCCUUUGGACCUCAUGCUGACUACUGCAUCUUUUGGGUUCACAGACGAAUUCUCUUUUAAUUGGAAAUUAAAAUCGCACAUACUUGAAAGCUCAAUAUAUUCCAACAAACCUAAAAUACAAACCUUGUUCUAUAUUGUGGGGAAGGACUGGGAUGACUACGACUCUGCGGAGACGCUGCCUUGCGUGAAAAUGUUUGCUUUCCUGGAGUCUAGAGAAGUUGUGGCCAGCUGUAGGUUGAAAGGCCACCUGGGAUUAUGUGUUGCAGAGCUGGAAUUGUCUCCUAGCUGGUUCAGCUCCCCUUCACCCCUGGUUUCAGAGCCAAUGGCCUCCUUGGAAGGGAUUACUGUGGAGCUCUUCUAUCAGAUUUAUGCAGCGGAUGGGGAGUGUUCUCCUGAGGAUGCAGCAUGGGAAAACAAUAUCCAUGCGGGUGAAGAUAAUGAGCAUAAGGCCUUGCCAGCUAUGGAGAGGAUUGGUAGCAUCGUUGUUUACCCAAAUCAGGACAAAUUAAAGCAGUCUGCRUUGAGGCUGGAUGAUAACAUCGUGAUCCACUUACCAGUUAGUCCUGUGAAAGAAGGCGAGGUUGUAACCUUUCAUGUUUCCCUUGCUGAAGACUCCCUAGCAGACCAGUUUGUGCUAAGAAUUAAGACGGCGCCGGGUGUGAAGAUAGUGGACGUGCGAGUCAGCGACGCCGACCAGUGGGGCGUGCAGGAGGAGACGGACAGCGAGAGGACCACUGCCAUCAUCACGUGCGUGCUCAACGACCCAACGGCCGAGAACAGAGCAAACAUCUCCUCCUAUGAGAUCCUGCAGAUGGACUUUGAGAUCGACAACAGCAGCAGCCUGACAGGAGCCCAGCAAAUCACCUGGCAGGUGGAAUAUCCUCGUGAUGACUCCUUGAGCGAGCUCGUGGUCUCCGAGAUCUUUGUCAGCCGAACCAUGUUUGUGGGAAUAGUCCCUCUUGCAAUGUUGGGAACAAGGCAAGCCAUGGAGUGUUGACCUGGCUCCGAGAU